This is a messenger RNA of Sturnus vulgaris (Common starling), 1135 nucleotides long. NCBI's taxonomy places the organism in Eukaryota, Metazoa, Chordata, Aves, Passeriformes, Sturnidae. The record is from RefSeq and is a predicted model, not a curated record.
GGGGAUGCAGUCAGAGGACAAAGGACAGCAGCACAAGCUGCAGGUUAUUUUCAGCAUAAGUUCAGUCAGACACUGAAACAGGACCCAGAGAGGCUGUGGGACCUCUGUCUAUGGAGAUACUCAGAGAUGGACUGGAUGAAGCCCAGAGAAACAUGAUUUAGCCCUGAAGUAAGUCCUGCUUUGAGCAGUAGAUUGGACCAGACUCCUCCACAGUCUCAUUCCAGCCUGAAUUAACUAUGAAAAAUACACUCAGAGAAAGCCACUGCCACUCAUCCCUGCCAAGGUGGCAUCCCUGGCUUUGUUUUGGGAUGAUGAGCCAUGGUUGUCAGGGAGGUUGCCAGGGAGGCUGACAUCAGACAUCCCUUCCCUAUAGAUUAUCGUGCACAGCAGCACCAACAGUUCUGAAUCUGCAAAUGAGUCGGGAGGGCGCUCAGGGGAAGCCCCAGAGGGGUCUUGCAUCACUGGCCCAGGUUGCCUAGCACUGCUGGGACUGUGGAGACAGGACACCAGCUCCAGGGGCCUGUCUGAUCUUUCCUGCUCCUAUCUGAGAGCCGCACACUGCUGAGGACAGAGCAGAGGAGCAGCCGGGGGAUGGCAGCCGAGGCAGGGAUGCUUGAGCUGCCCUUCGCCUGCGACGAGCAGCUCACCCGGCGCAUGAGGCUGCGGUUCCAGAGCCUGCAGCAGAAGAACGGGAGGCCCCAGGAUGGUGAGAAGCUGCUGCGUCCCAAUGAGCACAUCUACCGAGUGGAUUUCAUCCAGCAGCACAAACUGUGCUUCCUCCGCUGGGACGUGCAGCUGGACAGACCUGGGAAGGUCACGGUGACGGGCACCUCCCAGCACUGGACUCCUGAUCUCACCCACCUGAUGCAGCGGCAGCUGCUGGAGCCAGUGGGCAUCUUCUGGAAGAAGCUGGGGGCCAAGGAGGUGGAGUGCAAUGAGGCGGAUGCCCAGGAAUUUGGGGAGCGGAUAGCAGAAUUAGCCCAGAUCCGCAAGGUGAUGUAUUUCCUCCUCACUUUCACUGGCGGCCUCGAACCAGCUCAGCUGAAAGCCUCCAUUGUUUUUAAAGUCUGAUCCCCUCUUGCUCAGCUUUUCUCACUUCAGCUAUGCUUCUUUCAGUUCAGUUCUUUGUUCCAUU